Seriola dumerili (greater amberjack) is the source of this 1115-nucleotide messenger RNA. RefSeq names its product coenzyme Q7, hydroxylase (gene coq7). The record is from RefSeq and is a predicted model, not a curated record. The transcript has 6 exons. Lineage: Eukaryota; Metazoa; Chordata; Actinopteri; Carangiformes; Carangidae. Gene Ontology annotation, molecular function: 3-demethoxyubiquinol 3-hydroxylase activity. Gene Ontology annotation, cellular component: nucleus; mitochondrial inner membrane. Bases 100 to 765 code for a protein of 221 amino acids. Gene Ontology annotation, biological process: regulation of gene expression; ubiquinone biosynthetic process; determination of adult lifespan.
CGUCCACCUAUUGACAUUCAAUGACAGUUUCUAUCGGUUUCUACACAUUUUCCUACGUUUGUUUGAUAGCACGGGCAGUUAAACCAUAAACUGUCCGUCAUGCAAAGAGCCGCACAUACAGCUUUAUACGACUGGUCUCAUAUUGUCGGUCCAGCGAUGAUUCGCCAGUGUUUAAAAUGCAGAGCGCCCCUGCUGCAGAGCUCACGUGCAUACAGUGUGAUCCCGCCCCCGCGAGACAGUGGGGAGAAAGAGAUGCUGGAUCGAAUUCUGCGCGUGGACCAUGCGGGUGAAUAUGGUGCCAAUCGUAUCUACGCCGGCCAGAUGGCAGUGUUGGGUCGAUCCAGAUCUGGGCCUCUCAUCCAGGAAAUGUGGGAUCAAGAAAAGAAACACCUUGAGAAAUUCAAUGAAAUCAUGGCUGAGAACAGAGUUCGGCCCACAGCACUGUUACCCCUCUGGAACAUCGCUGGGUUUUUAUUAGGGGCAUCCACUGCACUGCUUGGAAAGGAGGGUGCCAUGGCCUGCACUGUGGCGGUGGAGGAGAGUAUCUCAGAGCACUACAACAGCCAGAUAAGAGCUCUGAUGGAGGUGGACCCAGAGAGAUACACUGAACUCUUAAAAGUCAUAAAAGAAUUCAGAGACGACGAGAUGGAGCAUCAUGAUACAGGAUUGGAGCAUGACGCUGAACAACUACCUGGAUACUGGCUGCUAAAAAAUGCAAUUCAGCUGGGCUGCAAAGCUGCAAUAUAUGUUUCUCAGCGUGUCUAACUCUGUAUUUAAAAGUUACAUUUUUCAAAUGUUUGUUUUGAUAUUUUGACUCAGUUUUUGUAAAUAGGUUCAUUUGAAUUUUUGUUGUUGCACCUUUGCCAGAUUGAAAGUAUUGUAUACAAACAUUCAUAGUUAUCCAGAUGAACCUAAAUUUUAUUGCUUUGUACAGUAUAUAAUUCAUGGACUGUUUAAAUGGGUGGAGGUGAAGCUCCCUGAAUUAAAUGGCAGAUCUCUACACUGUUUUGUGUGUAGAGGUUUCAUUUCUUUAAAGUGAUGAUGCUCAUGAAAUUGGUGGAACAAGUGCUUUUGCUUUGUAAAAUGUGACUUUACAGAAUAAAUAAUCCAACUUC